CACUAAAAGAGAUCUCCAUCUCCUUCACUCCAACCUUUCUUUGUCUUCCUUUACAAACAUGGUGGGAACUACAACUACUAAUACUUCUUCUUCUUCACCUUGCGCUUCUUGCAAGCUGCUCCGGCGGCGGUGCGCCAGAGACUGCAUCUUCGCACCUUACUUCCCUCCCGCCGACCCCCACAAGUUCGCCAUCGUCCACAAGGUCUUCGGCGCCAGCAACGUCGCCAAAAUGCUCCACGACCUGCCGGCCGACAGGAGAGCCGACGCCGUGAACAGCCUGGUCUACGAGGCGAACGCGAGGCUGCGGGACCCGGUGUACGGCUGCGUGGGCGCCAUAUCUUACCUUCAGAACCAAGUCGCCCAGCUCCAAAUGCAGCUUGCUCUCGCUCAAGCUGAGAUCGUCUGCAUUAGCCAGAUGGUGGGGCAGCAGCAAUCCCCGCCGUCCGAUCAUCUACUUUUAAAUGAUCCGAUGACUCCCAUGGACUGCCUCGACGACGACGACGUCGUCGUGUCGGCGGUGGAUAACAAGCCGUUGUUUCAGUUCCAGAAUGGACUUCUGGCGCUUCAUCAUCACCACCAUGAUCACAUCUCGAUGAAGAAAGAUAGUUUUUACGGGGACAUAAUUUCUUCAUCGUUUUAGCUAGAUUAGUUUUGUUUUUUUAGUGUAUAGUCAUUUAUGGCAGAAAUCAGAAUGUAUUGAUCGUUUAAUUAACAUAAUUAAGGAAUUGAUUGAUUAAUUAAUUUCUACUUAAAUAAGUACUAGUAAUCAUUUUUAUUUUAUUUUAUUUGUGGAGGUCAACUCUAGCAUGUGAUGUGAAUACGUGUUAUUUACUUGAGAGAUGAGGUUAUAGUUUAAUUCACUUCGGGCUUCGUGUGAUCACCCAAUAAAAGAAUUGGAAGGUCGGUGGCAUCUUAAUUUGUAGGACAUUAUCUUCCAGCUAUGGACCUCCUCUUGGCAUUAAUGUUCCGUUUUCUUAAAAAUAAUGCACCUUGAUUCUUCACAUAAUUAGUGAUCAGCUAGAGGGACACACAAUUAAUGAGUGGUUGAUGUGUGUGGAUUCAGUCGUCAAGAACAUCAUUAAUUGCAUAAAUAAAUGUGGUUUGAUUAGCUUCUCAAGUAAAUUUAGUACUCGUUUAAGGGGUCGGUUAGCAUGCUAACCCCACUUAGGGGUUGGAAAAAUGACACCCCUAGUAUAUUAAAUACAACUAUAGAAUUUAAUACACACAUUAAAUACACAUUAGGAAUUAAAUGUACCAUAUUAAUUAGAAAUUCUCUCACUAUUAAAUACACAUUAGGAAUUAAAUACACACAUUAAAUACACAUUAGGAAUUCUCUCACUAUAUUUGAUUUUUCCUUUUUCAGCAGUCUCCGACCACCAGACUUCCUCCGACCGCCACACUUUUCCGGUGAAAAUCCCAUCGGCAGACUCCCUCCGACCACCUCAAAAAAAUAUACCAUUGUACUGAUACGGUGUACCACUGUACUGGUAGAGAUACCACUGCACUGAUACGUUGUACAACUGUACUGGUAGAUAUACCACUGCACUAGUAGCGAUAUCAGUGCACUGGUAGCAAUAUCAUAUCUGAGUAUCAGUGCAGUGGUUCAAAUACCAGUAAAGUGGUAAUUAAUGUGGUGUAUUUAAUGCUUACUUUGUAUUUAAUAACAGAACAUUUAUUAUGUUUACUUUCAUUAAUACUUGUCAAUAAUUAAUGAAAAAUUGACCAAUUAAAAGGGGGUGUCAAAAAACCAACCCCUUAAGAGGUUAGCAUGCUAACCCGUCCCUCGUUUAAGUCUUUCAAAUCUCAACAUAUUUCAUCUACCUUAAUGAAAAUGACGUCCAAUUAGAGUCAGUCUUGUUCUCUUACUAGCGUAGAAAUAAUUAAGAAUAAUCACUAGAUUCAUAAAGUUAGCUUGGAGUAAAAAUCUAGAUACAAAACAAAGUCUGUUGUCGCAUUGAUAGCUAUACAAGUGUCAAAGGGUGAUUUUAAUUUUAUCGCAAGAGUACUUCCGCUUUUGUAAAAAUAUAUAUUGUAUUAGGUUAUCAUAUCGAAUUGAAGACCAACAUACAUAUGAUUUGGUCAUAAAAGGCAAAGGUAACCAUAAUUUUGUCAUUGGUUCUUUUCAAGUAUGACAAUAACAUAUAAUACAACAUUGAAACAUUACGAUUAUGUCCAGAAGCAUUCCAUUUUGUCACACAAGUCAAAGCUUAAUUAGACUUUUUUAUCUUAUGUUAUAAAAUUAAGCGAUCUCCAUUUGUGAUUGAAUUACUUUUUAAUCUGGAUAGCGGCCGCCGACUGUGAAGGCCUCACCGAAUCCUAUGAGCCUAGCUAGACUCGCACUAUAGUUAGGAGUUAGGACAGUGAAAGUUAAUCAUAUCUCUAAUGCUAUUUGGGAAUAGUUUAAUUAGUUGAUUGCUACAAGUAAAUCAUUUUAAGUAUGUACCUAAAAUAAUGAAGACAAACACAUCUACAUGAUUACAUUAAAAAGGUGAUCAUUUACAUGUUAAUUUGAAGGAUUCGGCGCACACGUUGGGUGAAAGCCUACUCUAUGAGUAUGAGGUUUAGGUUCUUCGUUUAUCUUUCUACCGUGCAUCGUUUCACUUUGUGUAGUGUAACUGCGUAAGUAUAAUAGGGUUGUCUAUCUCAUGGCAAGAAAAGCCCUCUCAUCGUUGGAUCGUCAGUUGGUCGACCAAGGGCUUUCCCUUAAUGCUUCUUUGUAAUUUGACCUGUAAAUGUACUAUAUUUUUGUCAUUGUUGGAUCAUCGGCUGGUCUACUUAAUCAAACUUUGAUGUUUGCGUGCGAUAUAACCACAUAUUUUUAUAAUGACAAAUUUAGCCAUAUUUAAGAUAUGUGAACACACACAUCGCUAUAUGUUGUUUCAAGUUUCUCACUAGUUACUCAUGUCAGGCCAUCGAAAUUGAUUAUUAUUUUUAAUUAUUUCACAAAAAAGUUAAUAAUAUUUUUAACUCAGGAUAUAGCCAUUUUUCCUCUCGGCUCUUGCUAUUGUCGACGCGAAAGAAAAAUCAUGACCAUCAUUGCAGCUGACGAAAAAAUAUGGCUAUAUGUGUCACAUUUGAUAUAAAAUAAAAGUGGUACAUCUUCUUGAAGCGUCUUAUGCAUGUGAGUGGAGAUUAUCUCGCCAACAUUUGCAAUUUGCAAGUUUCAUUUAAUUUUCCAAUAAACAUAGUAAUCUAAUAAUUACGAUUUACGAGAUAUUUCUAGAGGGAACUAAUCAUACUUUUUCGGUUAAUCAUCAGCCAAUCAGAGUGCAGAUAUCUUCAACCCAAAUAUAGUGGGUGAAUGACUUCUCCAUCAUGACGCCUCUAGAGAACAAAAACCAGAUAUAAAUAAAUAGGGUUAUAGGUAUAAUAUGUCCCUUUAUGACGUUUUAUCAAACAUAUUACUCUACUAUUUUUUUACAUCAAACGUGUUCCUGUACUUUGAAAAAAUUAUCAAACAAGCCCUUUUGUUAAAAUUUGCAUCCAAAAACCAUCAACCAAGUGAGAACUUUGGUUUGGUAGACACAAAUGUCUAAAAUAUUUCUAAUAAUUUGACUUUAGAAUUAUUUUGGUUCUUUUGUAUAGCCAAAUAAUUCAAUUUUUUCACUUUGACGAGACCCAGAGAAAUAAAAUAGGGGACAAAACUGACAUUUUCCCUCCCAUUUACCGAUGUCGGAUAGUCUAAGGGGUCGUUUGGAAGUUGUGAUUUCAAAUGGUGUAUUGACCUAAUUCAUGUAUUUGUGAGAUUAAGUCGUUUUUUGACUUAUAUAGAACUAGAAUACAUGCAUUUACUUUUUGAAGGCCCCACCAUAAUCACUCAAUAUUGAGGGAUUUACAAUCUCUACUUUUUGUUGAGAUUCUUCACAAUCACUCAAAACUAACUUUUUUACCUUUAGAACAUAAACACAAUCUAAACCUCCAAACAAGAUAUUUGUCUAAUACAUCAAUUGAUUCAAUACAUCAAAUGAUAAUACACUAAUUGUCUCAAUACAUCAAUUUAAAGAAUCACAACUUCCAAACAAGCCCCAAAUAAAUACUGUAAGAUAAAGAUAUAAGAUUAUUAAUAGAUCGAAUCUAUCUGAUAAUUAGAGUUACUCGAAUUACUAUAAAUGUAUAAGAUAAUCGUUUUAGAGCCAUUCUUGUGGAAGUUCGUGAUCUGCUGAGAAAUUUUUAUGGGAUUAGUGUACGAUUUGCAGGUCGGAAUAGCAAUCGGGUAGCCCACUUAGUGACUAGAAAGACCCUUUCUUUGUAUCCGGCUACAUGUGAUGGAAACAUAAACUUUGCAUGCUUUGGUCGUUUGUCGGUUUAUUAGUUGUUAUGAGUUGUUAAACAUUAUUUGGGGAUUAUUGACGGGUUAUAAUAUUUGGGGUAGCAUGCGGUAAUUAGCGGAUUAUACAAAUAGUUAGCUAGUGGAUUUUAUUCCACUAAGUAGAAUACUAAACCUAAUUAAGUCUCUCUUUCUCCCUUCCAGCCGAAACCCUCCUCCUCUCUUCCCUAGCUGCUGUUGUUGCCGCAGCCUUGCCUCUCAACCACUCUUUUCUAAUUCUUUUCCCCAAAUUCCCAAAUCCAUAGUUCUCAUUGGGAGAUCAAUUCCUAGUUGAUCAACAAGUUACCUAUCCCAAAUCCUUGAUUCUAUCAACAUGUCGCUUUUUUAUUCCUCUCCUGGUUGUAUACCAUAUUGUAAUUUGUUCGAUCUCUUUCUAACCAAUAUAAGAUUAUCUUUUGUGAGAAAAAAAAUCAUGAGUUCAUGCAAACUUCAAUGAGCUACCAACCACCUUUUUGAAUGAAAUUAAUUUAUCAAUUAUCACUAAUCCAAAGUUUCUAAUCUAUUAUCUAUCUAUCUAUCUAUCUAUCUAUACAUAAUAUUAUGCCAAUUCAAAAGUAGUUUGUUGCCACAUAAGUAUUUGAAGAAUUUACAAGGUGCCAUGGUGGACACUUUUUUUUACAAACAAAAAAGUUAGUUAAUGAUCAAUUAAUGUAGCUAUAUCUAUCUUCUUUUAAUAUUUUCUUUUUAUUUUAAUGAUCAUUUAUGUAGCUAUCUCUAUCUCCUUUUAAUAUAUUCUUUUUUAUUCAAUAAGUGUUUUUUGCAAUAAAUAUGUAUAGCAACAAUAUACUUAUGUGUGAAGAGUGACAUAUAUUGUAAUCCUUUAACAAAUAUAUUUGAUUAAAUCCAAUCAAUUAAUUUUUAAUUUUUAUUUUUAUUAGAACUUAAUAUAGUGAAGUUUAGAUAAUCAACAUUUAAUAAUCAAUUGAAUUUGAAAAACCAACUAUAUAAUUUUAUGUUUUGGUUAUCAAACACUAUCUUUUUCUAAUGUUUGUAUCCAUCAAUGAAAACAAGUAUCAAAUAGUAAAAUGCUUAAAAAGUUGUUUUUCAUUUUGAUAGAAACUUGACGAAGUCAUAAUAUAGUAACUGAUUGUACAAAUGAAAGUGAUAAAGAAAGACAACUUUUCUUCUCUCUUAUAAUGCAGGCUUCCAUACCUUAUUUUCUCUUACAUUUGUUCACACUCAAAAGUUCACAUAUUUCGGUCAAACAAAGGUGUUAAUUACACUUAAAAAUAGAUUAAACUCUUUAUAUUUAUAUAUGUAUAUUAUGACAUACCUUGAGUAAGAAAAUGAUAUAUAGACCUUGAAUUGACUGGAGUUUGGCAUAUGGUAGCAAAAUGCUUCAAAAGUUGUUUUUCAUUUUGAUAGAAACUUGACGAAGUCAUAAUAUAGUACCUGAUUGUACAAAUGAAGGCGAUAAAGAAAGACAACUUUUCUUCUCUCUUAUAAUGCAUGCUUCCAUACCUUAUUUUCUCUUACAUUUGUUCACAUUUCCCCUUAUUUUUCUCAACGGUUUACAUAUUUCGGUCAAACAAAGGUGUUAAUUACACUUAAAAAUACAUUAAACUCUUUAUAUUUAUAUAUGAAUAUAUUAUGACAUACCUUGAGUAAGAAAAUGAUAUAUAGACCUUGAAUUGACUAAAGUUUGGCAUAUGGUAUUAUUCUCAAACCCUUAAAGAUUAAAAUCCAGGUCUUAAAUUUAUAAAUCUCAUACCCUAAGAUCAAUUUAAUUAUAAACAAAAAUCAACGGUCAUGUUUUGUCAAAAUAUAUGCAACAAAUUACAUGUACAAUCUUAGGGGUUAAGCUCUAUGAUUUAGAUAACUAAGACAUAGGGUUCACUCAUCAAGAGUUAGGGUAUAGUAUCAUGCCCACAAAUCCGGUUAAUUCGUGGUCUAGAUAGCGUUUUCUUCCUUAUAGUAUAUAGUAUCAUGCUUAGAUAUUGACAAUAGAUGUGGCAUUACACAAACAAAAUGAAGAUAUUAGUAUAAGUUUAAGCAAAUGCAUAUUUGAUAAGUUAGAAAAUUAUACACCAAUGGACCAUGUUAAGAUUAGAACCCUCGACGGUGUGUGAGUAUCUUGGACUGAGAUUCUAAACCAACAUCUAAACAACGAUCAUGAGUUGAGGGUGCGUCUAAAUUAAACUUCAGGUAUUAACAAUUGGUACAUAUUGUAUAAGAUAUUAAAUUGUGUCUUGAUCGACAAAUAUGAUCUUACAAUAAGACAGUAAACUUUCAAUUUGGAUGACCAAAUUUAUCUAAUAUUGAAGUACCUUUAUAAAAACAUUCUAACUAAGUUGUCGUCAUAUGAGCAACAUCAUUGGUUGAGAGUUCGUCCAAACUCGAGAUUCAUUGAAUGGCAUAUAUUGUAUAAGAUAAAAAAUUUUGAGUAUCGUUGUUGACAGUCUUGACAUAAGAUUCUAUAUGGGACGUGAUAUAUCUUUGUAACAUGAUUUAUGAUCAGAGAAUCGAAACAUCAUAAGUGAACGUGCUAAGCAUUUAGAAUUUUUAAUUUAUAGAUGCACCGCAUACUCACACAUGAAUGCAAAUGCAAAAGUUUAGAAGAUCCAAAAUAGUUUAAACAUAUAGAUAAAUUGAUUAAUGUAAAUGAUAAAAUGAAACUCACCGGCCAAUGGGCCUGGUAAAAAGCUAGUAACUUAUAUUAUGGUUGUUUUAGAGCAAUCUCUUGCCACGUAGGAUUCAAGAAACUUUACAAUUUUUCAUGUCAUAUUUAUCAUUUUAGUUCUUCUAUAUUUUUUUAUGUUACACUAAGCUAAAAAUAAUAAAUAGAUAUAUAAUCAUCAUCGAGACUCGAACCUAUAACCUGCAAUGUACAAAUUAAUAUCAUUAAAAGUGUUUAAACAUUGAGAUAAAUUCUAUUUGAUGUUAUCAACCACAAUAAACAUUACUAUUCGUCUCAUGAAAUAUUUUAACACCUGACCUUUUAGUGAUCUCUUGAUUUAGCAGUUGACCAUCGACUCUAUUAUAUAAAUAUUUUCCCUAAAUUUGACAUAAAUUAAAGCAACUAAAAAUAUCUAUUAUACUUUAUAUCCAUCAUAAGAAAUUAUUAAUAAAUAAAAAUAAAUUAUGUUUAAGUUUUCUUUAUGAUAUGUUCAAUAAUAAAUUAAUUGUUUUUUGACAAAACCAUAAAUGAAAUUAUAAGAUGAAAAGCCGAAAUUCAAUUGCUAUCCAAAUCCAAACACUUAGUUAAUUUUUAUAUAAUGUUCAUUUUAUGAUGAAAAAUAUGAGAAAUAAAAGGAAAACCUUCUUUGGUAUUACAUAACACCAAAAAUAUAAUAUUUUAUCUGUACUACUAUAAAUAUAUAUACCAAUACACUCAUAUAGUUAUAUAUUAAAAUAUAACAAUUUUUGUGCCUAUUGCAUUAGUUAUUGAUUAUAUUAUGAAUUUAAAAUGCUAACAUGAUAAGCAAAAUAUAUUAUCAUGUAUUUAUGUAACAUAUUCCAACACCAAAAAAUCAUUAAAAUAUACAUACGUAGAUCAGUCAUGUGUCACCAUAAUAUACGAUAAUUCCUACACUAGUAAAUAAAUAAAAUAAUUAAAAAAAAACUAAAAUAUAUCUACGUACUUUUUCCAAUAUAUAUAUAAUUGUAAAUUUCAUUUAGAAUAUAUUAGUCUGAUUUUUUUAUGUAAACAAAUAUGAAAUUCAAGUUCAAACGAAUAAGAUAUAGUACGUUAAAAUUAAGGUAGGAGUGGUUAUACAUUUGUUUAAUUUUACGGUUAUGCAAAUAAAGAGUUCCAGACAAGUUUGACAACCAUUACCUGUUGUCUUUAGAAAAAUAUUGAAGUGGGUUUCAGUUUCCUUUUCGCAUUUCAACUUCGUUCAAGUUAGCAUUGUUUGAAAAUUUUCCUUUUCUUUUCCGCCUUUUUCUUCUAUAAACAAUAGUUCUUUUUCUAAACAUUUAUAUGUCGGCUCUGCUCAAUCUCUGUCAUUCGUAAAUAAUUACAAUUAAAUGAUCUUUCGCAUUCUGCAUUUUGUAAUUAUAACAAUGAUGGGGAGCAAACUAUAAGGAGGAACAUUACAACUGUCAUCACUGCUAUUUUUUUUUGUGUGGAUAUGAUUGAAUUAAUAUUGAAUGACAUUGUAAAUUGGAGGCGGAGUGUCUCUAUGACUGAUUUUGGUUAUGUAAGUGUUAAAUCAUUAAAGGUAAUACAAAAUUAUAGAUGUAUAGAUUGGUAGUACAAGACUACUACCAGAGUAGUCAAAAUUCCGAUUUAAAUCCUAAAAUUCUACGCAUUUAUGAUUUUAUUUACCUAUUCCAAUUCUGAUUUCACUAUAACAUCUAUGGACCUUAAAAUCCAACACUAUUUACGAUUUAAAUUAUUAAAAUCUUUAAAAUCUUACGAUCUUAUGAUUUAAAUCUUUGAGUCAAUUUUACUUAUUUUCCCUAGAAUUUGCAAAAUUACGCAUCUUUUUCUUCUCCUCCACCAAUAUCAUCUAGUUCUCUCACACUAACCACCAUCGAUUAUAAUCAAUUCACAUCAAUGUAUUAAUCAUUAUUGAUUCACCACCUCUUAACAUUAACCUUGAUACAUUGCAACAUUAACCUUGAAAAAUUAUCAUUGUAAGUUUUAUGUGCUUUUGUGUUAUUCAUGAUUUUCCUUACUAAUAUUAUUCCGUCUUCAUUUUUAUAUGGACCUUAGAAUACUACAAUUUUAAUAUUCCGAUUUUAUCCCCAUUUUCGAUUUUACGUAAAAUCUCGAUUUUAACUGCUUUGACUACUACUACACCUUAACUACAUGUUCAUGAUAUGCACUAUUUUAUUUCCUAGGUGCUUAUUUAUCAAAUAGGUGAAUUUUUUUACUCUUGGACCGUAUUCAAGUACAUGUUAGUGUCGUGGUGAUGUUAUUUCAAAAUACAAAGUACAUCAUUAAAAAGGAACUAUGCACAACAAUGAUAUCUUUUGACUUUAGUUAUAAGAGUGGCAAGAUAGAUCAUUAUUUGAAUGAUGGACAUGGAUCAUACGUAUCAAUCAUGGACUAAUUUACCAUCGAUUGAGCAGUCUACUACCACCAGAAUGUUCAAUUACUAACUUUGUUCAGUUAUACAUUUAUCAAUUGGAGAAUCUAUUAAAAUAGCUCCAAUUUGAUCAUUAUAUAUGAUGAUUUGAAUUAUCUACGUGAAUUAUGCAUUACGAGACUGAAAAUAAUUUUAGACGCUAACAAUAUUUACUCCAAACAUAUAGAUGCAUGAAAGGCAAAAUCAAUGAAAAGUUAUGUACAAAUGAAGUUGAAGACUGUCUCUAAACAAAGAGCAGAUGAUCGUGAAGUGAUCUUCCACUUGGUGAUGAAGAGUGACGACUCUUAUUGUUUACAUGAUCAUUGCUCCUUGCCACACUCAAAAUAGAUGUAGAGGCCCUCCUAUGAGACAAUGUUUGAAUAAUAAAUAAUGUUAAUAAGUAUAUAUGAAGGAAAAUAGUAGUCUAUGAGAAAAUGACAAAAAUAAAAUAUACCGCUCAUCGGGCGGACACAAAACUAGUUUAAAGUGUUUAUGUUCCUAGCUGAAGUGAAAUUAGACCACAUUAUUCCGUAAAUAAGAUAGUAAUUAGAAUUUUCAAUUAGCAACUAUUAUUAUUUUUCUUCCAACCAAGUUCAAUAGUAACUAGCAUGAUGUUGUUUUGCCUAUGUACUAGACUUGUCCUCGAGCACUCAAAAGACAAGGUGGUAAGGAUUCUUUGUCCAUUUUGUCUUGUCUCCUUGAAUUAGCAGUCCUCGAGGUUGAUUGAUUUUGGGUUUAACGGCUUGAUUUUUAAUUACAUAUAUCACUAUUAUAACUUUUACCCUCCAUUUACAUUAUAUUAAUUACCUUACACAUCCGUUCGAAAUUAUGAUAACCUUACACAUCCAUUUACAUUAUAUUAAUUACCUUACACAUCCGUAAAUAUAUGUCAAAUAUAUGAGAGCAUACAAUCCGAUCUUAUAAUUCUGUCGGUAAAUACUGAAAGAUUUUUACUCAAAAUAAUAAGUUGUGAGAAUCAAACCGAAAUACAAAACCUAUACCAUACUAAUACUCUCAUGUCUUACCUCUUUAUUUUAAACUGUGGAAUUGAUUGAACCUCCAUUUGUUGAUUUCUUUUGGCAUUUUUUUAUCAACUCCUGGUAUGUUUUUUUCCCAUCAACAUUGGGUUGAAACUUCCUUCAAAUCCCACAAAAAUGGAUCCAUCGAGAUGCCGCUUUCUGUAGAUGUGUUUGUUUUGGCCUGAAAUCUCUCAUUUUCAACCCCCAAUUAUUAACAUCAAGCAACAAUGAAGGAACCAUCCUAGUACUGGCUCAUCGACUCCCACUAAAAGUCAAUGCCGGAGGGAGAAUGUGAGAGGGUGGGUUCCGGGACUCAUCCUAAGUAGGAAGGGAAAUGGUUAAAUUAGAUACAAUAAUUAGUUGAUAUCGAAAAUUAUGGAACAUCUAAUUGAAAAUAGUUGGUCGAAAAGUUUUGUGUUCGAAUCUUGGGAACAUCAAUUUUUACGCAUACGGUAUUCAGAUUUGUGCAAACUUCAAUCCGUAUGAGCUGACUUUCUUACGAGAGAGCGUGCUAGUAAAUAGUACACGAUAUAUUAUCGAACCUCUUCCAAUAACUCGAGUUAUUGAUAUUGAACAGUUCUUGACAAAGAACAUCAUUCGAAAGCGAACGACUAACUAAAUUAUGAAUUAUUGUUUGGUGUAAGAUUCAUUAUUAAAACUUAUCUCUACAACUCGAGUUACUAAAUGGUUAUUGACAAAGAACAUUAUUCGAAAGAGAACUGCAAACUAAAUAUUAAUAAUUGUUUGGUACACAUAAUAUAGUGAUAUUCUUGAUACUAGACGGUCCUUUGACAUAGAUUUCAUUGGUUUGAGAAUGGAUGGUGUUCUUGCAAGGAUUACUGGUGACUGGUGAGUUCUAUUACCUACCUGUUUGAGGAUGUAAAAAGUAGUACGAAUGAGUGCAUUGCUUGUCCAGUCUAUUAAAACACAUUAAACCAAACAGCACUUGUAUAAACAAAACUUGUAAAUUACAAACCGGAAGCUCUGAACUAUGAACUCUAGACAGCCAGCCAGUUCUUGAAGGAACUAGGAGAUGACAAUCAUAAAGAGCCUUUCAAGUGUACUCUUGCUUAUGUUGUUCAAGGAUGCUUUUUCCUUCGUUGAAUAUAUAUAUACUAGCUUGAACCCGUCCUUUGGCCGGAAUAUUUCAACCAAUUUUUUCAUAACUUAUCUCCAAUUAGUUUUUUGUGAUUUUUAAUUCAAUAUGAAAAUUAAUUAGAUGGUAUAAUGUGUGUUUAACGGGUAUUUCACCAAAAUAAUAUCCCAACAAAUAUUCCAAAUCUAUUUUCUUAACAUGUAAAUUGGGUUGCGCAUAGCUUAAUUUGGUUUGCUGAAAAAUAAACGCUAAUGAGAAGACAAAUGCCAAAUUGAGGCGUGGGCACCCAAUCAGACCUCCUGUCGCCCCAUUGGUUUGUACGACCCUAAAAUUUCUUUGCUUUGUUUUCAUUGCGAUAAACUUUGCAUUGAAGAUUUUCCAUUGGACUCGCAUAACCCUCCAAUCCUCCCGAUUCUCUCCCACCCACCCGAUCUUUGCCUCGAUUUUCUCCACAGCUUAUCAACUUCUCUCCACCUCGCUGAAACUCCAACUAUAGUGGCCUCUACAAUCUCAUUCUCAUUUAUCCCACGACGAAGUUGCAGUUGAUUUUGUGCAUCUAUGACCACUCCUCCCAGCUCAUCAACUUGUUCCCUGAAUCCAACAUUUGUAAAUCAAGCAACUUAACAAAGGUUUCUCAGUCAUAUUCAAAUUAAAUGAAUUACUACAUCCAUGUCAAUCUAUUUCCCCAUCAUAAGCACUCAACCCAGAUUCCACCAAAUGAACAGAAAGCUCUAGUAGCCCACAAAGAGAAAUAAAAGGUGCAUGCCUCUGCAUAGUUGUAUGUUGUAAUAUAAUUAAGCGAAGAUGUUGGGUAUUAUAUAUAAUUACUGCCAGAAGAUUAACUUAAGCCAAAAUCAAAAUGGAAUUUACUCAAGAGUGGUCGCUCAUAACCUAAGCUUCCAUACAUGUGUUGCUGCUUCUUUUAUCUAGAAGAGAGUAUAUCAUUACACAUUUUCUCGUUGCCCUUGCAAUCACACCUUGGAAUUCCAAUACAUGGAUAGAGAGCUGUGAAAAUAAAAUAAAAAUCAAUCAUAACGUAAGAUAACCAUUCAGCAGAAACCAUUCUCAAACUCAAAGUUAAGCAUUCCGAAAUAGCAUAACUACAUACAUGUAAAAAACCACAUACCUUAACGACUACAUACAUCAGAACUAUGAUUCCCCUCAUUCAUAACCACUCAUGAUCAGUUCCAAUCAAGGAAAAAAAUUUAAGAAAUACUACAAACCAACUAAAACCAAGCUGUUAAGGGGCAGCAAGCCAAAGAAGACAAAACAACUAUAGCACUCAUUCUAUCACAUUACUCCCAUCUUCCCACAAAUGAAAACCCACUCAAAAGGCCUCCUAAGGAUGCAAAUGCCUGUAAUCGCCAAGAACUGCAAACUGGUACCCAAAGUUCCCUAAUAGAGGAUCUUCGUUGAC
This is a messenger RNA of Linum trigynum, 12871 nucleotides long. The record is from the annotation of a GenBank genome assembly. NCBI's taxonomy places the organism in Eukaryota, Viridiplantae, Streptophyta, Magnoliopsida, Malpighiales, Linaceae.